AUGGAGAAGUACAACAUCGCCAUGGAAGCGAUUGCGGGCCGCACCAAGCAGAAGCACGUUGCGGAGAAGCAUGGUGUGACGGCAGCAACACUGAGCAAGUGGGUGAAGAAGGUCAAGGUAGGAGAGCUACGAGGGGAUGAGCGCGACGCAUCAUGCAAGAAGGCACGACCGCUCCAGUUUGGCGAGAUUGAAGAUCGCUUGGUGCAGUACAUCAAGCUGCGCGAGCGCAAGUACCUGGUGGAUGGCCUCGGGCUCUCAUGGAAGCUUGUGCAAGAGAAAGCCCUCAAGUUUGCUGCAGACAUGAAAGCAACGCAUCCAGACAAGGCAGCAACACUUGACAACUUUCGCGCAAGCCCUUGGCUGGUUUCAGGGCGUGCGCAAGCGACACAACAUCAAGAGCAUGAAACUGGUCUCUUCUACCAGACGUUACCUUCAAGACUCUACGUGUCUCGAUCGGAGCGCAGUGUUCGCGGAGUGAAGCAGAUGGCGGCAAAAGCACGGCUGACGAUCAUGACGGCAACAUCAGCAGCGGGGGAGAAAGUGCCACUCUUCUCUGUCGGAAAGAGCCGGAGACCUAUGUGCCUUCGUGACGACUUCCCACCAGUGCGGUACACGUCUCAAGCAUCAGCCUGGUUCGACACUGACAUGGCCAAUUACUACGUGCGUUUCUUUCUCAAGUGGAAGCGUUCACGCUAUGGAGACGAGCCUGUUGUUCUCAUCUGGGACAAUUGCCCGGCACACAAAAACGUCACCAACCCUGCGCCGAAGGAGCUGCACCUGUUGUUCUUGCCCCCAAACCUAACGUCAAAACACCAGCCCAUGGAUAUGGGCUUGAUAUCGGCCGUGAAAAUGCGAUACAAGGCAUACGUGCUGCAGCAGCUCCUCGCAUACUACGACGACGGGCAGCAGACACCACUACCGAAGAGCCGUGGCUUGCGUGGUCUUGCCCAUGGAGCGCCACCAAACAUUCGAGACGCGUUGACGAUCUUGAAACGAGUGUGGGAUGAGGUCAAGCCUGAGUCAGUGGUGCGGUGCUGGAUGAAGGCAGCUUGCCUACCCGAAAGCUUUUUCCCACAGCAGCAUACACAGCAACAGCAGCGAGUGACUUCGGAUGAGAUGCUGACAGAACGGAGCAGUGAAGAGGAAGGGCAGGAAGGGGAGGGCGGACAGCUGGUACAAGAUGGGCUCGGAGCGGAGAAUGAACAGUACGAUGAGGCGGAACAGAGAAGGACGGAAGAGCAGGAGGCGAUUGAUGAAAUAAGUCACCUCGCUCAAUCACUGCAAGCCAGAGUUUCAAUUGCAACUGAUGCGCGUGUUGAGGUUGUUGCGGAGGGAACGGAGGAGUGGGCGACGUCAGAUGAUGACCCUGAUAUCGUGAAUGCAAUGAUUGAUUUGGAGCUUGAGCGCAUAGAAAGCAACAGCAGCACAACCACCACAAGCAGCGACGACGACGGGAGUGACUCUGACCAAGACGAAGCGACACCGACCGCACCGACACGUGCGGAAGUUUACAAUGCCCUGACAGUUCUCAACAGACUGUGUGAAUCCUCUGCAUCUCUCCGUCCCACAUGUACACUUGUGUCUCGUGUUCGCAGCGACGUUGAUGCCUUCUUUAUGUCCAAGACGCAAAAGCAACCCACACUGCACUCAUUCUUUGGUCCACACACACAAUAA
Molecule: messenger RNA, 1674 nt
Organism: Salpingoeca rosetta
Lineage: Eukaryota; Choanoflagellata; Craspedida; Salpingoecidae
Exons: 2
Coding region: 1-1674 (557 amino acids)
Cellular component (GO): nucleus
Molecular function (GO): sequence-specific DNA binding
Source: RefSeq, a predicted model, not a curated record